AUGUUCACCUUUAUAUUCAUGUGUAUGUGGAUUUCACUAGGUGACUCUAUGACAGAUCCAAUCAAGCCACUUGAUACACAUAAAAGUGUAACUGAAGGUGAUACUGUUACUCUGUCCUGCAGCUACAAAGACUUCACUCAGACUGUACGGAACUUGCACUGGUAUCGGCAAUAUUCAGAAUCUAAACCAGAGUUCCUUCUUUACAUCUAUCCAGAUGGAUCUCUGAGUGAAAACAUUCCACCUGGUUUAUCUGCUGAUGUUCAUAAAGACAUUAAACAAGUGGAUCUGAACAUCUCCUCUGCUGCAGUAUCAGACUCUGCAAUAUAUUACUGUGCACUGAUGCCCACAGUGACAGGAAACCCAGCUGCACUGUACAAAAACUUUAACACAGUUAUGUUAUUGGCAGAAGCUGCUGAGAGCAUUACACCAGACCAACCCAGCUUAUCUUCAACUGAAAGAAGCAACAUCACACUGUCCUGUACAUAUGAUGGAUCAGCAGUGUAUGUUCACUGGUAUCAACAAAACCCUGGAUCAAAACCAGAGUUUCUGCUGCUGAUUGAUGUACGCAGUGGAGAUGUCACUCCAGCUCAACCACCUCAUCCAAGAAUGUCCAGCAAACUCAAAAAGGAAAAGAAAGUAGAUCUGGAGAUCAUCUCUGCUGCAGUAUCUGACUCUGCACUGUACUACUGCGCUCUGCGGCCCACAGUGACAGGAAACCCAACUAUGCUGUACAAAAACCUUCUCUCAGAAGAAAGAGCUGUUUUAUUUUAA
Molecule: messenger RNA, 771 nt
Organism: Trichomycterus rosablanca
Lineage: Eukaryota; Metazoa; Chordata; Actinopteri; Siluriformes; Trichomycteridae
Exons: 3
Coding region: 1-771 (256 amino acids)
Source: RefSeq, a predicted model, not a curated record